Messenger RNA from Paramecium sonneborni, 1098 nucleotides. The record is from the annotation of a GenBank genome assembly. Lineage: Eukaryota; Ciliophora; Oligohymenophorea; Peniculida; Parameciidae.
AUGAUUAGUUUAAUAUUUCUAUUGUUUGGAGUAUCAGAGAAUUUAAAUUUGGGUGAGAUUUAAUGUGAUUAAUUUAAUGAUGAAGGAUCAUGUAGAUAGAGUGGGUAUUGUUAGUGGUCUGGAUAAUGCUAUGGUCAAUAUUGCCAUUUAAUAGAUGAAGUUUAAUCAUGUAGAAGUAAUGGAGCUAUGAGUUCAAAAUGUACAGCUGUUCCUUAUACUCCACUUUAAUAUGUUUAAUCCUGUUAUGAAAAGACAUUUACAGAAUAAAAAGUUUAUUAUUACCGACAUGUUUCUGAUUUGAGAAUAGAGGAGAUACAAUAAACAAGUGUUUUAUUAGGAGAUUUAAUUAAUGAAGAGCGAACCAUUACUAAUAUGUUUAGACUAUACAAUCUUGAUAUUAUAUCUAGAUAGAAUGAUGAAUUAAAUUAAAUUUUGGAUUUAUAUAUUUCAUAUGCAACCAUAUUUAUUAGUGAAUAUUCUCAUCCUUAUUAUUUGGAGAGGAUUAUAUAUGAGGCAAUCUAAAAUAUUCGUGAUGAUAACAAAAUAACUGUUUAAUAAAAGUAAAAUACUAUGCCUAAGAUCGAAUAAUUGUUAGACAUUUACUAUGUAAGAUUGAAGAGCUUUUCAGAAUAUUAUUAUACACAGUAUAAUUUUAUUAAUUUUAACUAAAUUCAUUUAAAAUAUUUAAUACUAGAAUAUUAAGGAUUAGCUACUAUAACGUGGACUAGUUAUGAAAGUAAUGGAAUGUUGUAAGUAACUGUAUUAUCUGCAGAAAUUUUUGGGAAAUAAUCUCCUUUGACUCCUAUAUAUAUUAUUCGAACAAGUAACAGUAUCAAUUUAUAAUAUAAAUUAAAAUGUUUUUUCAAUACGAAUCAUCCAGUAGCACUUAAACAAAUUGAUUUAAUUACAAUGAAAAUGUAUGAAACAUAUGUGCAACCAUAAUGUACUACUAAUUAUUGUGAAGUAGAAUUAUAGGGAGCAGGUAAUUAUUUGUUUAUAGAUUUAACAAUAAAUGAUGAUUGCUCUCAUAUUCUAAGUGUAGCUACAUGUAAACUAGCCAAUUGUGUGGUAAAUCUUCUAAGUCAGACUUGCAAUUGA